AUGUCAGUAGACGAAGGAGGGCGUCCACUGAUCGAUUUCGUCUCCGACGGCCGCCCUAAUGGGCCCGAUGUAGUUCCUUAUCACGCCGACCCGGCAAGUUACAGUACAGCUAUCGUCGGCGGCUCGCGUUAUUACGAUAACAGAACUUCUGAACAGAGACCUUUACUUGGCAGAUCUAGAUCACGAAUGGACAGUCACAGUGAUUCUGAAUACCAAGGAAACCAUUUCGAUGAUCCUGAAUUUACAGGCAUCAUACAUGCGGCCGAACAAGCGAUUGAUGUAGGCAUUUUGCCCGAACGAAUUUACCAGGGGUCGAGUGGAAGUUACUUUGUGAAGGACAGGGAAGGGGUAAGUUCUCAGUGAUUUUUAGUUUUUGCAGACUUAUUUAACUCCUAUCUCUACACGCCGUGGCAGACGAUAUUGAGAUCCAUAACAGACAAAUAUGGUUAAAUUUGUGGUGUGUUAUCUUACUUAAUUUUCUAAAUUAACUUAACUUUCAGUUCCGGUUUCGUUUUAUGCAAGGUCAUGGUCGCAUGUGGGCAUUGAAACAGGUUUUAUACUUUUGACAUUUUGCUUGAAAGAAUUUUUGCUGGGUGCCAUGCAAUUUCUUGCAAACAUUAUCACAUUUGUCGUUGUUAAAACUGUGGAAUUAAUAUUUAACUCAUAUAUUAUUGAUAAAUAAUAUUUACCAUUGUAUGUGAAACGCAUAGCUUAUACAUGUACAUGUUAUAUGAAUUUGUUUGUUUAUAUUAAAUUUAAGACUUAAUUGUUUCUCAUAAGUGCAUCUUGGGGGCUGUAAUUAUUAGGAACUUGCUAUCGUUUGCGUGUGAGUGCACCAAUUUUUCUUUAAGUGGUUAAAGUGCAGGCCCAGUUGUUCGAGAUAAUUGGACAGCACUAUCCACCAGAUAAAUCACUUUUCACUGAAUAAGGUUUAGAGAAUAUUUUAAUUGCAUUAUCCACUGGAGUAAGAUUAAUCCAGGAGACCGUGUUUUCCUUCUUUUCAACAAGUUGGGCCUGACCUUUUUGCUUGAUUUCUUGCCCAAAUUCCACUUCCAGCAAUAAAAACAACUGUUGUUUUGAACAAUGUACAUGUACCUUUAUGUUUUACACUGUAUUAUUUGCAGAAAAAGAUUGGUGUAUUCAAACCCAAGGAUGAGGAACCUUAUGGACACUUGAACCCUAAAUGGACAAAAUGGUGUCACAAGAUUUGUUGUCCUUGCUGUUUUGGUAGAAAUUGUUUAAUUCCAAAUCAGGGAUAUUUAUCUGAGGCAGGAGCAAGCCUGGUUGAUGGUAAACUUGGUCUUAAUGUUGUCCCUAAAACAAAGGUGAGAGCCAAUAACUACUGCCGACAGGUUAAUGCCUCUCGGUGAGGGACACAUUUUAUCAUAAAGGAUGAUGUUCAUUCAUGUUUAAUUGCUAUUUACAUAGUAAUUAUUGUGCAUUGCUUCUGAUAUUAUGACCCUAACCAUUCCUCUAAGGGGGACCUGAAAGUGUAUAUGUCAGGGAUAACCCAUAUGUCAGGGACAUCCCUGAGAUGACCUGCGGUUUUCUAAUGCAACUGGUAUUCUGCAAAAAAAAAACUAUGUGGUUUAUUGGUGUUGAAAUAGAGCAAGAGACGAGUGCACCCCCUCCUAAACAAAAUCCUGGAUCCGCCCCUGUAUGUCAUAGUUAAUUUUUUAUCUCAGUUAAUUUUUGUUUUUCUUUUGUUUUUGGUUAUGGUAAUGUAUGCUUAUGAAGUUGAAACCAAGAAAAAUAGAAAUUAUCUAAGAUAAAAGAAACGACAACAUAUACCUUCCCCCCGCCCCCCAACCCCAGCUCUUCAGAAAAUUUUUCAAUCUGGAGGCUUGGAAAUGUAAUUUUCAGUGUUCUGCACAUAAAAUUGAGUUGAAAUAUGACAGUCAAGGGCAUAAUGAAUUUGAUGUGAGAUUCAGUUAUAAUUCAACACCAGCAGUGAGAGCCAAACUGGACACUGCCACUAGGUGGCUCUUUGAAACCCUUAGCCUCAGGAGUUUAAUGACCUGUUUAAUGUCAAUGGUCGCACCUUAGACUUUUGACUACGAAUGUGCAGGUAAGCCAGUGCUUUUUUCCUCCCCCCUCCAACCCUAAAUGGGAUAUCAGUCCGUUGUGGGGUUUUCCCCUUGCCGUAUGCUAGUGGUGCCCAUUUAUACACCUGGAUUAAGAGAGGCAACAUGGAGCAAUAAUACAUAACAUUUACAAAAAAAAUAUUUAUAUAUUGUGUCAAUUUGUCUUGUCUAGGAAAAAAUAUCGUAGCAAGGCUUGAACCUGGAUUUAGGUUAAAAAGCAUAAAGUAUACAGAUUAUUAGAUUUAAAAACACUGUACUUUCUUUUUUCUUUCAGGUCGUAAGACUUGCUAGUCCAACAUUUAACUACACUGCAUUUGAUCGUGCAAAGGCAAGGUCAAAAAAGUUUGCAACAGAAAGAUUUCCAGAUACUUUAGGAAAGCAUGUUAAAGCCGGACUACCUGCUAAGGUGAGGUUUAUAGUAAGGUUACAAAGUGCCAGCAUAAAACGUUCUCAUUACAUACUCUUGGGUAUCCUGGUCACAGCAAACAAUCAAAGGACCUCUUUUUUUCAUGAUGUUGCUAAAAAGUAUAACAUGCCUGUUAUCAAUACCUGUAUUGCAUUGAGGCAAAUCCCUAGUAAAAUAACCAGAGACCUUUACACUGAUCAUUACUCUUGUUUUAGAGUACAGUCUAGUUGACAUUGUAUAUAUGUUGUGGUUCAAUUUUAUCAAUGGUUUAAAUUUUAUUUCCUUUUGUUUUUGGCAAUAAAUAUUGUUAUCAUCACAGUAUAUAAGUAACUAUAUCAGAAAAAUCAUCCAGAUGUGACAAGGUCAGUGCACAUACUGUAACAUUUCUCACAAUUGUGUCUCAAAAUGAACCAGAUUGCAUCUCAGCACAUAUUCAUUUCAGAAAAUUUCUGGAGGGCCAUGCCCGCAGACCCUCCAAGAAGCUCAUAGCCAUCUUAGAUAGAACCCUGACAACAUACCCACUCCUAAGACCUCUCGUAAAAACCUCUCUGGAAGAACUGUAGAGUCAUUCUAAAUAAGACAAUCUACACUUUCUGUUUUAUAGCAAAUUAAUCUAUGCAAGGUCCUACCAUUUUGAGUUGUAUAAAUACCUGAGUCUAAGAACUAGGAAUUAUUUAAGAACCUUCACUGGAACAUGUACACGUGUACUGCAAAUGCAGCAUUCUCAUUGGCUGAUGCACUUUCCUUUCCAUAUCUGUGACCUUAUACAUAGUGAGUAGAGAAAGCCAAAUUUUCUACUGGUCAGCAACAUAUAUCUACCAAAAGAAAACUCAAGUUUACUUCUAAUAACUGAAAAUUAGAAAUCAACAAUACAGUGUACAUGUACUUUCAAUUAUUCUUACACUUGUAGCUUGUAAGGAGCAAUAUAAAUACAGGACAGGAUACUAAUGUCUUUGGAAACUUUUUGUUUUCCAGCUUGGCUCUUUUCAGCUGUUUGUAGAGGGUUAUAAAGAUGCCGAGUUUCAUCUGAGAAAGUUUGAGGUGGAAGCACUUCCAGCUGUUACACACAAAGAAUUUAUUCUUCAGUUUCAAAAACUUGUCUGUCUAGAUUAUAUUAUUAGAAAUACAGGUAAAUACAAUAAUUUGCUCUGCAAUAUAAAACUAUUUUACAAAAUUCAAAGUGCUGCAAAAAGCAUAAGUAUCAUUAGAUACAUCAGUAUUGUCAAGGAAGUCAUUAUCCAGGCCCCUUUUUGNUUUUUGCGUGUUUUGAUUGGCUCCGGUAACUCGGAAUAUCCUUGGCUAUUCACUGUUUUGCGACUGGAGCCAAAAUGACAUAUUGUUUCUAGACAUGUUCGGAAAGACGAAAUUGGAACAAUGAAUGAAGCAGCCAUACAUACAAAUGCAGAGGAAGUGACAAGCUUUGGCUAGUCAGUGUUUACUGGUAGUUAGAAAAUUAUUUUCAUGCUGAAUUUGCAACAAAAUCAUAAAAAUGCACUUGACAAAAUCCCCAAAUAUGUGGUAAUUGUAAACAAAGUUCCUACUAAGUGACGUUUUUUAUUUACAAAAGUAACUUUUUUCGUUUUUAUCCAACUGAGUUUGGUAAAUACUAAAACAACUAUCCCCCUCAGGGUCAGUGAACAGUGCUAGAUAUAUACCUCGACGCUUCACUUCUGGGUAUAUAUCCACCACUAUUCACCUCCCCUUCAGGGGGUAGUUGUAUAUUAUUGACAAUGUUUUAAUUGAUAUUCACAAAGGUCUACCAAAUUUGGUCAGAGCUGGCUGGUUAUGAAGAAUUAGCCAGGGGAUUUGAGUCAAUCGGAAGUAGUGAAAUAUAUUGUUUCAAUGAAUAAAUUAAAUACUUUAUGAAUGAACUCUUUUGUUAACAGGGUGACUGGGAUUAUGUGGAUCCUCCCAAAAUAUAUGUGGCUGCUAUCGACAAUGGACUGGCGUUUCCUUUCAAACACCCUGACUCUUGGCGUGCUUGUAAGUAUAUUGAUUUGAAAAAAUGUUUUUCUAUGAUAAUUAUCUUUGCUGUAUAAGAAGUUCUUGGAUCAUAAAGACAAGAAAGUACAUGUAAAGUCACGUGGGCCAUAAGGCCCUGCAAGAGCUCAGCACUGGCGUACAUGUAUGUUUUGCAUUACUGUGUUCUUUUUGAAGGUGAUCUGAACUGCGGAAAUACAAAUUUAAAUGAAGAUAUGAUCAUCGCAGUGGUAAUUGCAAUUUAAGCAAUUGCAAAUUAACCCAAAAUUUCGGGACUUCAACGGGAUUCGAACCCAUGGCCUCUGCGUUAGCACUGCACCGCUCUCUACCAACUGAGCCCUGAAGACCCAUACAUUGGGAGCAGGCCAGUUUGUUGAGUUCAUCUUAACCCGUGAAAGGAAUGAACUCAACCAAUUUGCCUGCUCCCAAUGUAUGGGUCUUCAUAGCUCAGUUGGUGGAGCACUGAAGUGUUAACGCAGAGGCCAUGGGUUCGAAUCCCGUUAAAGUCCCAAAAUAUUUUCGGGUUAAUUUGCAAUUGCUUAAAUUGCAAUUGUGUGUUUUCACAUGACGUCAUGGCAGCCAUAUUUGUGUCCCCAAAAAAUAAAACGGCUGCCAUGUUUGUGUCCCAAACCAGUCCUGUGGGAGUUGAACUCUUUUCUUAUGUGAACGCUUUCUUUUGUUCCAAUAAAUUUGCAUAGAUGCUGGAAACGUGAGUGAAAACACAGAAUUACCACUGCGACGAUCAUAUCUUCAUUUAAACAUAUCCCUUUUAUCUCGCAGAUCCAUUUCACUGGGCAUGGCUAACACAAGCUAAAGAGCCAUUUUUGGAGGAGAUAUGUGAGCUUAUUUUACCGCUUCUUUCCGAUAUGAAUUUUGUACAGGAUCUAACGGAUGAUCUUUACCUUCUUUUUCGGGUAUGUACUCGGCAAGAUUAUAUUGGGUAGAAAAGUUUGAAUAGAAAUAAAGUAACAUGUCUUUUUCAACUAAUAGUCAUUACUGUCUUUUUUUUUUCCUUAACAGGAGGAUAAGGGCUUUGAUAAAUCUUUGUUUGAACGCCAAAUGUCAGUGCUACGGGGACAGGUAAGGUAUAUUUUUUCCUGUAUUAAUUUCCAGUCAUUAAAACACGACUACAAAAAAAUAGAGGCACGUCCUCAUGACGUCCUACAGGAAGUCAUUCAAUAUUAUUGACUGUGGCACAGGUCGCACUUGGGAAAAGUUUUCAUCUUUGCCGGCUAAAAAACCACGAAAAUUCGAAACCGCAACCGGAAAAGAAAACUUUUAGUCAAAUCGAGGAGGGUCGCACUAGUAUUUACUAGUGGGAGUUAAUUGUCGUUGUUUUGACACAUUGAGAACUAAAGUAGGCCAGAUACCAGAGAACAUUAUCUCUUCGCAGUGCGAUCAUUUGGCGUAGGAUCGUUUUCCUCCUUUCCCAGUUUCAGGAGGAUGGGAGAAAUAAAGAAAAUAAAGUGCUUGGCUGCAAAGACUGCAUUUAGCUCGCAGAAUAACAAACCUGUGACGGUGCCUGGGUAGACUAUAAUUGGCUCGCCUGUAGAGAGUUCCCGUAAAAACGUUGAAAUAGCGAAGGAUUACAAGCUUAUGAAUUGCUCGCCCGUAGAAAGUUUUCGCAAAAACGUUAAAAUGGCGAAAAUUAGUGGUAGCCUCGUCCGUCCACAACGAAAACGCGAAGGUCAGAAAAUUUCAACGAUUGAUUCAAAUUGAUCGUGUUUCAAAUUGGUCACGUUUCGCUGACAAGUGCUGACACUUACCGCCGUGAUUCCUAUUGUUUAGCUCGAGUUUUCCAAAAUCUGCCUGCCCCACCCAAGCACUUCGGCAUCUUUGAUGUUUUUCUGUUUCGCAAAGUUUUUUUCCAACCGGAAAACUUGGGGUCGCACUUGGCAAUGUCUCCUGAUGACAGAUUUCUACCGCAAGGUAAACAAAUUUUUCCAAAACUUUGCCAAGUGCGACCCAUGCCUCUCACUGAGAAUUUUCCAAAUAUACUUCAAUUUAUUCUUGUAGGAUUAGCAACAGAUUUAGUAAAAUAAGGCGGUUCAUUUUUCUUUUCAUUUUCCGCCUUUUUACCCUUCAUCAUCUUGACGAUUGUUAUAUUUACAUUGUACACUUAUAUUGUACACAUUGUAAACGCCUGCGAAUCUGACCAGAGCAACAUUGAUGCGUUGCAACUUUCACGGAAACUGUUUCUGGUCCGUAGCUAGUUGUUAUGGAUUUUUUUGUUUCCUCAAGACUUACUCGUCUUAGGUGUGCGUAAUUGGGUCUACAACGUUAAACAUCUUGUCAGGUUCACGUCAACUAAGCUAACCUCUCUCUUCCUUUCUGUGAUUUUCUGUCUCAUUAUUUUCAGAUCUUAAACUUAACUCAAGCUCUGCGAGACAAGAAAUCUCCUCUUCAGCUUGUACAGAUGCCUGUUGUUAUUGUAGAAAGAAAGAAAGUCGACGCUGGAGAUAGGUUGAGAAGCCAGAGUCAUGCCUUUACUCAAAGCUUCCAGCAUCGCUCGCCGUUCUUCUCCUGGUGCUAA
This is a messenger RNA of Porites evermanni, 7003 nucleotides long. NCBI's taxonomy places the organism in Eukaryota, Metazoa, Cnidaria, Anthozoa, Scleractinia, Poritidae. The record is from the annotation of a GenBank genome assembly.